Epinephelus fuscoguttatus (brown-marbled grouper) is the source of this 3891-nucleotide messenger RNA. RefSeq names its product family with sequence similarity 219 member Aa (gene fam219aa). Bases 192 to 758 code for a protein of 188 amino acids. The transcript has 6 exons. NCBI's taxonomy places the organism in Eukaryota, Metazoa, Chordata, Actinopteri, Perciformes, Serranidae. The record is from RefSeq and is a predicted model, not a curated record.
CCCACAGACCCGGAAGUGGGGCGGUACUGCUGUUUUGCUGUCGAGUCACCUCUGUCAGGAUGGAGGAAAACGAGCUGCUAUCAUGCUGAAAAACGAAGGACCCCGACAACCGAGCAUCACCAACCGGCAUACUUAGACACAAGUCACCGUUUAUCUUGUCUGCUGUAUCGUUUCCGUAAAGCUUCGCCAAAAUGAUGGAAGAAAUCGACCGGUUCCAAGUACCUCCAGUCAACGGGGAGACACAGCCUUUGGACCCAGCAGCAUCCUCUACCUCAGAGGCAGACCCUGACACCAAGGGAGAGACUGUGGCCAUGAACUAUAAGCCCUCACCACUGCAAGUCCAAAUAGAGAAACAGAGGGAUCUUGCCAGGAAGGGAUCAGUGAAGAAUGGCACCGUGGGAAGUCCUGUCAAUCAACAACCCAAAAAGAAUGCCAGGACAAGGUUGGUGGUGCCAAACAAAGGCUACUCCUCUUUAGACCAGAGCCCAGAUGAGAAGCCGCUGGUAGCACUGGAUACUGACAGUGAUGAUGACUUUGACAUGUCCAGAUACUCAUCAUCAGGAUACUCCUCAGCCGAGGUGAGAUGUCUGAGGGACCAGCAGAUCAACCAGGACCUGAACAUCCAGCUCCUGAAGGAUGGGUACCGGCUCGAUGAGAUCCCAGAUGACGAGGACCUGGAUCUGAUCCCUCCCAAAGCAGUCAACCCCACCUGCAUGUGCUGCCAGGCUGCUCCCUCCACAGCCUGUCAAAUCCAGUAGCACCAUCCUCCCACUCCCUCCCCAAAAAACCUCCUGUCUGCCACCUGCACUGAGGCCAACUACUGACCAGAGUGGCAGCAGGGAGGAAAAACUAUCCGGCUGGCAAUGGCACAAAGGGAAAACAAGGGUUUAUAAAUGCUAAAUUAAGAAAUGGAGAUAGUUCAAGUCUUGAGAAAAGAGUCCAUAUGUACAGUAUCUGUGCACGUUCCUCCUAUGGUAGGAUCUGUGCAUCUUACUUCUGCAUUGUUGGUUAGGCGAGGACUCGACUGAUGGCAGAAACAUUUACCUCUGAGGAAAACAUGUUACUUUUGCUUCUUCGUUCACCUCCAUCUUAUGCUUGUGGAUAUUUUGGUUUACAAGGACCUUGAGGGAUGGUGCGACGCUGUGGAAGAACGCAAAGAAAAUAGGUCAACUUGAACCUAAAAAUGGUGACUACCGUGAUAAUGCAUCAUUCAUGGAAUCUACUUCUUCAACUAGUGUCACUGACGGUCAGAUAUGACGGACAAGAAGAGACUGGAAGUUUUGUAGUGGCCAUUUCUUUUUUCUCUUUCUCAUUUCUCUCAGCCAGUCUGCUUCGUCUUCCUGUGUAUAUAUGUGUCAAACAUGAAAAUGACAUGUCUCUAAAUAUGUCCAAGAACGUAGUGCUAAACCAUCCAGCUGCUGAUGAAACACUAAUGCUUACACUCACAACACUAUGAGAGUCCAGUUUUCUUUUCUAAGUUUGUCUGUUACACCGAGGUUCUACUGCUUAACUGUUUCAUACUCCAUUUUAAAAGAAGCUGAAAACAAAUAGUUUUGCAUGUUGCCUGUUAACACUGUCCUGAUGACCUGCUUGUGCAGAGGAUUUCUCAGUUUUUAUUGACCUUUGAACACAUCCUUGUGCCGAUGAGACAUUAUGUGUGAGGCGUGCUUUUAUAAACAUCAACUUAGCAAUGUUUAGGUUCACCCACUGUAAUACCAGUAGAUGUAGAGAACCCGUUACUAGAAUAAUGGCAGAACAGCUCAUGAGUAAGUGCAUAUUUCCUUUGUGUUUGUCCAUGUGAGUCCUGACAUGAGCUGAUGUAUUAGAGGAUCACAAAGACAGUCAACACCAGUGAAUGUGGUUACGAAAUGAUAAUGAUAAUAUUACUAAUAAUAGUAAUAAGAAGAGGCUUAGAAUAUGUGCAAAUACAUAGAAAGCUAUGUAAUUUUGAACAUACCUGUUAUGGGGUCUGAAGAAUGUCUGUAAAGUGAUUCCAUAUUGACUGGAUGGAAAUGAAAUGGGAUUUUUUUUUUUUUUUCAUUUUUAUUUUAAUUUUUUUCCAGAAAGGGCACACCUUAUUUUGCAAAUUAAUGAAAGUUUUAAGUCUUUUAAAUUUUGUUUCAAGUGUAUUUGGUUUGUAUGGUUGUACAUUUCCCCUUAAUUUUUAAUGUAACCAAUUGGUCUAAUUUGAUUUGGGGACAAGAACUGUCAAUGUAGCACCAGACACAGCUGUGUAUUGUCGACGCUUUGAUGCCAAUGGAUGUUUCCCGCAUCAUUGAUAAGGAAUUAGUCCUUGCCUUUAGGAAGUACUGGAUGCAUAUUGUUUAUCUGUCAUGUUUACAUCGCUCUAAAGACAUCUCUAGAGCUCUACAGAUGUCUGCUGUUUUCUAAUCGAUGAUAACGGUCACUCGCAUGUGAAUCUGCUCUGGAACAAAUGACCGUGGAAGAUCAGGCUUGGUUUCCCAAAAAUGCAAGAUGCUCAUUUGAAAAUCCUUUUGUAUUUAAAAUAACUUAAACCAUGAUAAGCUCUUAUAUCUGGUAAUAUGACUGCAGUUCUUUGUAUUUGUACACUUAACACUAUUGCUCAUAUUCUGUAGUUUUGGAUUGCUGGCUUAACAGUUUGAUCAUGACCCUGAAAGUAGAGGAGCGCUUGAAGAACAAAUGACAUGGUUCAGUUCAGAAUAUUCUGAAAUCUUUAACUCUUAACCUACCAACACACUAACAUAUUUAACAUACGCUCUGGGGACCCUAGCAGCAAACUACUGUAAGACACCACCAUCAUAGCAAAAUGGUAACUACUUUCUCCUCAUCACAUUAUUACUUAUGUGAUAACUGUCAUCUAAAAAAAUGAUUUUUAUUGUUUUAGGGUAGUUACAAUUAGCUUUGAACAUCAUUUUACCUUAGGAAGAGCAGUAUUUAGGGUCGUCGAUAGAGUGUAUGAGGAAAUCUGUGUGUGUCUCCUUCACAAUGACUGAUGUAGUGUGUGAUACGUUGAAUUAGGACCUAGUCUUUUAAAACUGCACAGGUGGAAUUGGGUGCUUUUGGAUGCUGUCAGGACCCCAUUGAUAUUUUUAAGUAGCACUAAUUAAAACCAAAAACAAUGCUAUGAAGUCAUUAGGAACAAUUCGAUUGAUGUGACUGCGGGAUUGACAAGAAGUACAGCCCUGGGGUCAGCAGGUACCCCAAGGAUAAAACACACACAGUUAUACAUUGUUUAAUGAGGCUCUGAGUGGGUAGAUUGACUGUGAGACUGGAUGAGACAUGAAUCAGGGCUCAGUCGGAGUGAUAGUGUUCAGUGUUAAGUCAUUCUCAGUCAUGGAAACAUUCAGGAUAUUCUGCUGACACACGAUCGAGGGAUUUGAGAUCAGGACAAGAAAUUACUUCUGAAAUAUUGUGCGCAUCUACUAUAAAGAAACAUGUGGGUUAUCUUUGUGGAUAUGUUGCAGUGUUUUGGGGAAACAUUGCAUUAAUCUUUCAUGACUGAUGCUCUGCUGAUUUUUGUUAGCAUGUUUACAACCAGGAUGUUUUACAUUUUUAUGAAAAUCCAUACAGAAACAGCAGAAGCAAACAUCAUUGAGACAGUGCAUAUUGUGUGACUCCAAAUGACUGCAUCUGGUAGAGCUUUUUGUUUGGAGAGGUAUGUAGGCAUGGACAAAAAAAGGAACACAUGUUUUUGCUCUGGUCAAGUGAAUUAAUUCAUAACAACGUACAUGGUGAGUAAACAAAACUGAAAGCUACUUGGAAAGAGAACAAAAUGCUAAUUCUGCCUGUUAACCUGUAAAAGGGCAUCUCCUUUCUCUUGUCACUGAUAUACCUGAUACAGCCUCAAUAUUUCUACAGCAUUUACAGUUACAAAAGUAAACAGACAAAAAUAAAUACAUUUGCAAAUAA